Molecule: messenger RNA, 888 nt
Organism: Sycon ciliatum
Lineage: Eukaryota; Metazoa; Porifera; Calcarea; Leucosolenida; Sycettidae
Product: circumsporozoite protein-like
Exons: 3
Coding region: 1-888 (295 amino acids)
Source: RefSeq, a predicted model, not a curated record
AUGGCUGGUGGUAUGGCUGGUGUAUUGGCUGGUGUAAUGGCUGGUGGUAUGGCUGGUGUAUUGGCUGGUGGAAUGGCUGGUGGUAUGGCUCGUGUAUUGGCUGGUGUAUUGGCUGGUGGUAUGGCUCGUGUAUUGGCUGGUGUAUUGGCUGGUGUAUUGGCUGGUGUAAUGGCUGGUGGUAUGGCUGGUGUAUUGGCUGGUGGAAUGGCUGGUGGUAUGGCUCGUGUAUUGGCUGGUGUAUUGGCUGGUGGUUUGGCUCGUGUAUUGGCUGGUGUAUUGGCUGGUGUAUUGGCUGGUGUAAUGGCUGGUGGUAUGGCUGGUGUAUUGGCUGGUGGAAUGGCUGGUGGUAUGGCUCGUGUAUUGGCUGGUGUAUUGGCUGGUGGUAUGGCUCGUGUAUUGGCUGGUGUAUUGGCUGGUGUAUUGGCUGGUGGUAUGGCUGGUGUAUUGGCUGGUGGAAUGGCUGGUGGUAUGGCUCGUGUAUUGGCUGGUGUAUUGGCUGGUGUAUUGGCUGGUGUAUUGGCUGGUGUAUUGGCUGGUGUAUUGGCUGGUGUAUUGGCUGGUGUAUUGGCUGUUGUAUUGGCUGGUGGAAUGGCUGGUGGUAUGGCUCGUGUAUUGGCUUGUGUAUUGGCUGGUGGUAUGGCUCGUGUAUUGGCUGGUGUAUUGGCUGGUGGUAUGGCUGGUGUAUUGGCUGGUGGAAUGGCUGGUGGAAUGGCUCGUCUACACAAGGAGAUGAGGAUGGUCAUUGUCUGUUUCCAAGCUGCGAAAAAGCGGAAAGGCUACCUGAUGUACCAGCCUGCUAUGUCAGAUACCACUCACCAUGCAUCGACUAGGCGCCAGACACGAACUGAUGGUGGUGUUGGUGAGAAGGAGAGCUCUGUGCCAGAAUAA